Molecule: messenger RNA, 1173 nt
Organism: Dendrobium catenatum
Lineage: Eukaryota; Viridiplantae; Streptophyta; Magnoliopsida; Asparagales; Orchidaceae
Product: phosphatidate cytidylyltransferase, mitochondrial
Exons: 11
Coding region: 163-1035 (290 amino acids)
Biological process (GO): CDP-diacylglycerol biosynthetic process; cardiolipin biosynthetic process
Cellular component (GO): mitochondrion
Molecular function (GO): phosphatidate cytidylyltransferase activity
Source: RefSeq, a predicted model, not a curated record
UCACCAUUUCUACGUGCCUGCUUCGGCCCCGCGUGCUUCGUGCGAAGCUUGAAGGCUUCGCGUGAAUUUGUGUGUUGAAAGAGUUGCUAAAGAAGCUUCUUCGCCUCCUUCAACGACGACUGAUCGAAAGUCACGACGGGAGCUCGCUCGCUGCAAAGAAGAAUGGGGAUCAACUCCAUAGAGCUUGCUGGCCCGCUGAAAGCUCUUCCUCCAGUGGACUUUUGUUGUGCUUAUGGUUCCUCUCUCCUUUCCAACAACACAGACAAGUCUUCUAUGGUGGACUAUAUCAUAGGGGUAGCAGACCCAGAAAAAUGGCAUGCAGAAAAUUUUGAAAGGAACAAGAUCCAUUACUCGAGGUGGAUGUCAAUUCUAGGGCCAAAAAUGAUCACUUGUGUUGCUGAUAAAAUUGGGGUUGGGGUUCACUUCAAUCCAUUUGUGGAAUGGAGAGACAAGAUAAUAAAAUAUGGUGUUGUGAGGAUGCAGGAUUUGGCACUGGAUAUAUUGACUUGGGAUAGAUUCUAUCUUAGCGGUCGUUUGCAGAAACCUGUACACGUUCUUGUUGAUAAUUGGGACAUAAGAAAGGUCAACUUAGUCAAUUUGAAAGCUGCCACUUGUGCUGCGCUUCUUCUUCUGCCUCCUGUUUUCACUGAGGAAGAUCUUUAUGUCAAAAUUUGUAGCCUUUCUUACAUGGGUGAUCUACGCAUGCAAUUUGCAGAGGACAAAGAUAAGGUUAAGAAGAUUGUCCAAGGGAGUUUCAGAACAUUCCAACUAAUGUACAAGCCUCUUUUAAAGGAGUAUGCAGCUGAAGGGUUACUGGAAUUCGGAUAUCAUCCUCAUUCCACAUUUCAACAGGACUGCGGAUUGUCUGCCACAACAUCACUCUUCUCUUCUCUUCCUUCUGCAGUACAUCGCAGGAUGUUUUGGGGAAAGCACAGGCCUGUCAUGACUGUUUGGCAGGUGAAAUACCAUCAGAAUUUUUCAUUACCUCUAGAGAGCAGGCUUCUAGCUGUGUUCUCAAAGCACUGCGGCGUAUAGUUCUGGUUUCAAGUGCGAGACAAGCAGUUUCUGGAUUGCUUGCAACUGGAGGAGUUAAUGCUGCUCGCUAUCUCAUGAGGAAGAUGUCCAAAGCGUGGAAAUCCCGGACUGCAUGAUUCCUUCAGGUUUGCUUGUUCU